Messenger RNA from Opisthorchis viverrini, 1779 nucleotides. RefSeq lists its product as hypothetical. Gene Ontology annotation, cellular component: membrane. The transcript has a single exon. The record is from RefSeq and is a predicted model, not a curated record. Gene Ontology annotation, molecular function: transmembrane transporter activity. NCBI's taxonomy places the organism in Eukaryota, Metazoa, Platyhelminthes, Trematoda, Opisthorchiida, Opisthorchiidae. Gene Ontology annotation, biological process: transmembrane transport. The coding region runs from base 1 to 1779 and encodes 592 amino acids.
AUGAAAUCAAAAAAAUCAGACGAGCUAUUCGACCACAUGGAACUCCAGCCCAGUGGAGAUUCUCAUUUGUUCACAAAUGAUGGAUCGACGUCCAGACCCACAAAGGAUGUUCCAUCAACAGAACAGCUCAAUGUCGAUGAGUUGCUUGCCGGACAAGUUGGAGCAUGUGGACUCUGGCAGUGGCUGAUCAUAGUUUUAAUAGUCUUGUCCGGACCAUCUAUGGCAUUUUUUCCAGUAUUUGUGAACGCUGUGCCAAGUAUGCGUUGCCGAAUGGAGCCGCAGAUAGAAAACCUGUUUGCAGACUUGGAAAUUCCCUUUCUUAAUGUAUCCGAAAUCGUUGGCCCAAAGUCAGGCUGUUCAAGAUAUGCUUACAAUUGGACAAGCAUUGAAAGCUUCGGGGAUCUAAUCAAUUUUCACACGUCGACGAGUGAUGUACGGACAGAAUCCUGCCCCAACGGGUACGUUUAUGAGAGCACUCACUUUCAGUAUCCGGGUUCCAUAGUCGCUGAGUUUGACCUGGUAUGCUCGCAAACGUGGUUGGCUCCUAUGGGAACCUCGCUUUACAUAUUUGGAAUGUUCCUUGGUUACAUCGUUGGAGGUUGGCUUGGAGACAAGUACGGACGGAGGCCCACUGCAAUCGGAUUCUCUAUGUUGGAAAUAUGUGCUGGAAUAUUUGUGUCCUUGGCGCCAAACCAUCACGUUUAUCAUUUCGCGCGGACCGUUUCAGCUUUUGCCAACACUGGAAGAGCCUCAAUAAUGAGGAUUCUACCUCUAGAAAUCACUCUGGCCAAAUACAGGGGAUACUUCGUUUCUACAAUUAUCCUCGGUGUUCUGUUUUUCCAUCGGGCAGCCUUAGCUGGGUUCGCCUACCUAAUCCCCAACUGGAGACUGUUACAUGCCGUUGCGAUUGCACCCUGUUUGCUAAGCUUUCUAUUCUUCUGCAUAUUGCCCGAAUCACCUCGCUGGUUGAAUUCGCAAAAUAAACAAGCAGAAGCCGUUCGUGUCUUGAAAACUGGGAUGCGCUACAACAGAAUUUGUCAAAAGCGCAAAGCACAGUCACGGCAACUUGAGCUUCUACUGCGUAGGCUCGAAGCUAAUGAAACCACGAUUCCAGAGACUAGAAAAACUGGAAAAGUUAUGUCAAACAUUUUGCAGCACUUGAAACCAAGUUCUUUUGAUCGCCAGCAACUAAAGUUCCUAAUCAUUGGUGCUUUACUCAUGAAUACCCAGUCCCUCGCAUUAUUCGGUGUGGUUCUCUAUGCUCGAGUGAUCAAUGACUAUGUAUAUAUUGUAGUACUGGUCAAUUCACUUACCUCGAUUCCUGGACCUGUCAUUGCCUCAAUUGCUUAUCGAUUUUACAAGUAUCGUCGAUUGCCCCUAGCCGUUUGCCUGACAAUAGCAUGUGUGGCUUUAUCAAUCGGUGGCGCCUACACAUUAUUCUGCAAACCUGUGACCGACACUGUUCUGAACGUCUGUUGUAACUGCGCUCUCGUCAUGUACUCGGCCACUUUGGUAAUGUUAUCAACAUAUCUGGCUGAAUUGUUCCCAUCAGCGACACGAACACGCGCCAUGGGUAUAUUAUCGGGUAUUGGUCGGUUGGGUGGGAGCUUCUCGACAUUUGUGAAUCAGCUAGACGCUGCUGCUGGUCACGGCGUACCGGUUAUAUUCUAUGCGUGCGUCAGUGCACUACAGUUUUGCCUACUGUUCUUUCUGGCUGACACCAGUGGAGAAGGCUUGCAAGAUAAACGUACCGUUGUCAAAUUACCCGAACAGGAGUGA